AAGUUGGCAUAGGAUUGUGUGUAGGAUGAACUGGUGUGGUGGUUAAGUCUUUCAAUUUUGUUAUUCGCAAUCUGCUGGUCAUGGCCAAGCUUCUCACUAGGGAGUUGGGAUGUGAAUUUGAGACCAAUUCAACCAUAGAGUGGAGCUAUGGGUUUGUCUAUGUAAAAGUUAAGGGAUUUCCCACUUCUGCGACUUUCCUCUCGGAGUCUCGGACCUCUCCUCUAAUUCUCUGUCACACUCACACUCUUCACUCUCACUCUUGCUCAAACUCAGCCCUCAUCUCCAGAUUCUCCACAGCCCACUGUGAAUCGGACCAAUCGGUUUGGUGCUUCCCUUCACUCCUUCAGCAGCUCAGCUCUCAGCUCUCACCGACUCUGCUACUCACCGUGCCUACUCUACUCUCUCAGUCGACUCACCUUCACAGAAUCACAGCAAUACCCUUCAACUCUCGACAUCUCACGGACAGACGGACUCACUUACGGUGCCAUCGGCCCAUCACUACAGCCCUUACCCUUGCUGCCCUGCAACUCACCGCUCACCUCCAGCUGAGCUCCAAGGCUGCUGCUGGGUCGGCUCAGCCAGCCUCUCACCGUGGCACCCUACCAUCAGCCCGUCACUGCAAGUCAGCACCGCUCACCUCCACCUCCAGCUCCUCCAAGGCUAGGUCGUCCUCUUUCUCUUUCGGUUGUCGCGUGGCUUCCUCCUCUGCAGCUUUGCCUCAGAUUCUUUUCAAACUCUCCUCCAACUCUAGUGCUAGUAUUAUACCGAGUGCUGCUGCCACACCAACUUCAUCCUCGACUAUGGUUCCUCUUCCUCUUACAUUAGAAAGUGGUACUGGUGAAGAUAAAAAAGAUGAUCAAGGACAUAAGCGGCCACUUACUUCUGAAGCAUGGAACCAUUAUCGGAGGCAAAAAAUUAAUGGUCAUUGGAAAGCCAUUUGUGUCUAUUGCAAUAAACAUCUUGGAGGUGAGACCAAGAAUGGGACAAGCCAUUUGCGUGAUCACACUCGGGUCUGUCCAUUGAAAUCUGUUUCUGACAUAAGGCAGACAUUUUUGAGAGCUUCAAAGAAUCAAGAAGGAAAAACAGAACUUGGGCAUGGACUUUUCAAUCAAGAGAUGGCUAGAAGGGAGCUUGCAUAUAUGAUUACUGCGCAUGAGUUACCUCUAUCAAUUGUUGAUCAUAUUUUCUUUAGAAGGUUUGUUGCUGCUCUCCAACCAAGGUUCAAGUAUGUUUCGAGAAACACAAUCAAGAAAGAUAUUAUGGGCAUCUAUCGUAAUGAAAAGGCUAAAACAAUGAAGUUGUUGGAGGUCAAUCAAAGUAGAAUUGCCAUCACAACUGACAUGUGGACUUCAAAUAAUCAAAAGAGAGGUUUUAUGGUCAUCACAGCACAUUAUAUUGACAAUUCAUGGAUGUUGCAAAAUCGAAUUAUCAGUUUUCAAUAUGUGCCUUGUCCACAUACUUCUGAGGAAAAGUAUCUGAUGAUUCGUUAUGGGUAGAAGGAACCUUGAUACAUAUGCGUUGUUCUGCCCAUAUCUUAAACUUAAUUGUCAAAGAUGGGUUGGAGGUAAUUGUUGAUGAAAUUGAGAAGGUUAGAGAUAGUGUUGCUUUUUGGACAGCAACACCAAAAAGAGAGGAGAAAUUUGAAGAGACGGCUAAACAAUUGAAAAUUGUUUUUUCAAAGAAAUUAAAUCUUGAUUG
This is a messenger RNA of Rubroshorea leprosula, 1698 nucleotides long. NCBI's taxonomy places the organism in Eukaryota, Viridiplantae, Streptophyta, Magnoliopsida, Malvales, Dipterocarpaceae. The record is from the annotation of a GenBank genome assembly.